This is a messenger RNA of Boeremia exigua, 1477 nucleotides long. RefSeq names its product pectin methylesterase. The transcript has 3 exons. The coding region runs from base 342 to 1352 and encodes 336 amino acids. Gene Ontology annotation, molecular function: pectinesterase activity. The record is from RefSeq and is a predicted model, not a curated record. Gene Ontology annotation, biological process: cell wall modification. Lineage: Eukaryota; Fungi; Ascomycota; Dothideomycetes; Pleosporales; Didymellaceae.
GCCGCCGCACGGACCCAUAGUGGAUUCCACCAACCGAUCAACGACACAGGCCCCUCCAUAUUCCCGAAUGCGGCAUGCAGUCUGGGGGAGCCUCCCGACGGGCUUUCGACGGCCUCUCGAAGCGGGGCUCUAUUUACGUAGCAGCCAUCUAAACAUGUUUCGGUGACUUCUCAUAGUGUUUGGUGCAAAAACAAAGUACCCACAUCACAGCGCCUAAUUUCCACAGCAGCCAGGCUCUGACAAGAAUAUAGUAGCUGCUACAUGUAUAUAUAUAGGGACUUCUGCUUGAUGUAGGUCGAUCUUCCAUUCUUUUCGCUCAUCUUCACACUCGCUUCUUCGAAAUGCUUCCAAACUUCGCGCUAUUUCUUUCGCUCGCAGCAGCAGCUGUCGCAGCCCCUGCUCCACUGACUGCCCGUGCUGGACGUACUUCUCCUCCCGCUGGCUGCUUGUCCGUUGGCGCUUCAGGAACAUACAAGACUGUUUCUGCUGCAGUUGCCAAGCUCAGCACCUCUAGCACUUCUGCUCAGUGCAUCUUUAUCUACAAGGGUACCUACAAGGAGCAAGUCUACGUCCCAGUCCUCAAGUCAGCUCUCACUCUCUAUGGAGAGACUACCGACACGAGCGGCUUUGCAUCGAACACUGUCACUAUUACCCAAGGCAAGAGCCAAGAUGACUCUGCCAACAACGAUGCCACGGCCACUUUGAGAGCUUGGUCUCCUAACUUCAAGGUGUACAACAUCAACCUUGUCAAUACCCGGGGUCAAGGCUCUCAAGCCCUCGCUGUCAGUGCCAAUGCCGACAAGCAGGGCUACUACGGUUGCCAAUUCAAGGGUUACCAGGAUACUAUCUUGGCCCAGACAGGCAACCAGGUAUACGCCAAGUCGUACAUUGAGGGUGCAACCGAUUUCAUCUUUGGUCAGAAGGCUACCGCUUGGUUCGAUGGCGUUGACAUUCGUGUUCUCGCUGCUUCCCAGGGGUACAUCACUGCCAACGGUCGUGAUUCCGACUCCAACCCAUCCUACUACGUCAUCAACAAGUCCAAGGUCUCUGCUGCAUCUGGUAACACUGUUAAGGCUGGUGCUUACUACCUUGGUCGCCCUUGGAGGAACUAUGCUCGCGUUGUCUUCCAGAACACCGCCUUGUCGAACGUCAUCAAUUCGGCGGGCUGGGUGCAGUGGGGCAGCAGUGACCCUCGCACAGAUAAGGUCACCUUUGCCGAGGUCGGUAACACUGGUGAUGGUGCAAGUGGCACUCGGGCUAGCUUUGCGAAGAAGCUGUCUUCCGCUGUCAGUAUCUCCACAGUUCUCGGUAGCUCCUACAAGGACUGGGUCGACACUACUUACCUCUCUUAAGCGGAUCUGCACCCACGCACCUGUAAAUAAGGGGCAUACCUUCUUGUAAAUAUUCAUGCUGGAAAUGAUAAUUUUGAAGCGAACUUACUCUUUGUACCAUGUGAGCGUGAAUUCGUUUCAUGAUA